GCUGAUCGUGUUGAGGGAGCGUCUCCACGCUCAGCAGCAGGAAAACGUCCCGCGUGUGAGCUGUCAGAACCAGACGACGUUCCUCUGGAAGAUUGAUGCUGAAAUGGAGUGUCAGUGUGAAAAUAACGCCGAGGCUCCCCCUGCUGGCUGGUUCAUGGGAGGCAGCAACGUCCAGAUGGGAGCCUUCGCUGUGGUGGGCUACCUUCUGUACAGAUUUUCACAAACUCUCCCAGCGCUGAUCCGUUGGCCAAUCCGUUUCUUCUGCUACAUAACCGGUCUGUCAGCUCUUUGGGGCUGGGUGAACCGCCUGGUUGGAACCUUCCGCGGAAUCAAGAACCUGUUGAAAUGGGUUUCUGGGGUUUGUCGGUUUCUAGUCGGAUCGUCUGAAGAUGGACCACAAAUCCGUGGCACUUCAAGGAAGUCAGAUUUGAGGUUGAUCUUCUUGGGGCCAAACAUUGCGGACCGAUACGUCAUGGCAGACGAUUUGUUAGCAUUAGGUAGCAACAAGACGAGACCAUUCAGUGACGUGACGAAGAAUGGCAUCAAGCAGACCACAGUACUGGAUGGCAGAGAGAUUACAGUAAUCAACACCCCCGAUGUUUUAGGGUCGUCGAUGGGGAACGCCAGCCGCGCCAGGGAGGCCCUAAGGAGCCUCCAGCUCACUACUCCUGGUCCACAUGCCUUUCUGCUGGUAAUCAAGGCUCAAGGCUCCGGCGAGUCGGUUGUCCAGGACCUCACCCGAGCCGUUCGAGGAACCCGUGAGCUGUUUGGAGAGGGAGUCACGGGAUACAUUAUCCCGGUGAUCUCUUAUGUAGACGGCAGACAAAGCUUCACCGUGCCAGAGCUGCUAGAGGGGCUGGAAAAGGCCUGCUCUUUAUGUGGUCAGAGUCCAGAGCUUGUGGACAUCAGCGCAUACAUUCCACCUAAAGGGAAGCAUUCCAGUAGAAGGUCUAAAGACUGUGCUUACAGAGAUCUGGUUGAGCGUGUGCAGGAUGUGAAGGAGAGCAGGGGCCAUUUUGUCCAUGAGGUGUACAAGAGGGAGGACGAGCUGAGGGAGAAGCUGCUGGAUGACAUGUCCUCCGCACUGGCUCAACAACUGGCCCACAGGUAGAUAGGAGAACUGCACAGUGAGAGGUAUAUGUAUAUAUAUAUAUAUA
This is a messenger RNA of Gambusia affinis (western mosquitofish), 1157 nucleotides long. RefSeq names its product GTPase IMAP family member 4-like. NCBI's taxonomy places the organism in Eukaryota, Metazoa, Chordata, Actinopteri, Cyprinodontiformes, Poeciliidae. Bases 104 to 1111 code for a protein of 335 amino acids. The record is from RefSeq and is a predicted model, not a curated record. The transcript is spliced from 7 exons. Gene Ontology annotation, molecular function: GTP binding.